Colletotrichum paranaense is the source of this 387-nucleotide messenger RNA. RefSeq lists its product as uncharacterized. The record is from RefSeq and is a predicted model, not a curated record. The transcript has 2 exons. Lineage: Eukaryota; Fungi; Ascomycota; Sordariomycetes; Glomerellales; Glomerellaceae. The coding region runs from base 1 to 387 and encodes 128 amino acids.
AUGAAUCUGACUAUCGAGCUACCAAAUCUGCCUCCGUGGGCGCAGCAAUUUACCGGGAUCCUUCCUCUUACGGCGCUCAUUGAAUUCAUCGAGGAAGCUGCCAAACUCCAUGUAUUUGAGCUAUCAGAGCUUACGCCUGCAUGGUGUUGGCCAAUAUCGCCAAAGGGCGCUCGUGUGUUACUCUCCACAGACGAUACCACAAACGCAUGCUGUCUCGAUCGACCAUGUGCAGUGCCUACACUCCACUGCAUGGACGCAAAGUUUGGGUUGGGAACAGCUUUGUGGCCCUUGGGGAUUGAACUCGGCUGCAAAGGCUCUAUGUGUAUGUUGUGGAAGAUGGAACGUCCCAUGGUCCGUACGGCCCGAUCCGUCGUCUCAUCGACAUAG